ACUGUUUACUUGAUAUUUUUUUUUGUGUUUUCCAUCCACGCGUAGGAUCUUAAAAACAUAUCAAUGUUUAUUAUCAUGUCGAAUAACGAUGAAAGCUAGGAUGUACAUGUACUUACACAAUAAUUCCUUCCAUUACUGCUCGAAGCUAUAAAUAGAAUGCACUUUAAUCAAUAUAUCUAGGAAUUGGGCAUGCGUGAUACGUGCCGUAUCAAAUAUCGGCGUCCACCGGGCAGGUAACGAUCCAGACUAGUCUGCCUGUUGAACUUGUAAACACAGGGGCUGUUCGAUAAGGUAACUCGCAGAUAGACAAAUCAAGUUUCAACAUUUUUGGUAGUAAGGUUUCAAAAUGACAGAUAUUGAUUGCCCUGAUUCCCCAUGGAGAACGAGCGGACUUUUGACAUUUGCCAUCGCUUGGAUAACAAUCAUAGACCCACUUUGGACAUCGAUGGACUUAAGUAACUUCCAAAUGUUUUUACCACCCUGGCCAGAAUUUAUAACAGUUUUAUUAUGGAGUGCACUAUACAUUGCAAGGAGAGUUAUUGGCCUACUUUGCACCAUCUAUAUACCAUGGUAUUUUAACUGCCAUUACUCUCUGCGACGCCAGUAUCAAAAGCUGCUGACCAAAGUUACUUGCGUUAUGUACCAUUACAAAGUCCCUAAACCAGUCCGAGAGAAAGUUCUUCAAUGCUACAAGCAGGCGUGGCUUGAGGACAAAAUCAUUUUUCCAAGCUCGAAGCUCGCACUGUACAUUUUGCCAAGAUCAUUGCGCGAAAUAUUGCUUGGAUGUAUCAAGAAGACUAUUUUGGAUAAGGUCAGAAUGUAUCAGCAGUGUUUUCUACUGGUCACAUCUUUGUCGUCAAAAGUACAAACUGAAACUUAUUCUCCUGGAGAUAUUGUUUGUCUGCAAGGUGCUUUGGCGGACAAGAUAUAUUUGGUUGGUAAAGGAGUGCUGGAGGCAGUCACCUUCACAGGCGAACGCUUGGAGAACAUGUCUUCUGGUGACAUCCUCGGCGAAAUUGGUGUUAUGCACAUAGGAGGAUUCAUUACACGAACUGCAACUGUGCGCGCUCUGAUCGACACCGAACUGUAUGCUAUCAGCAAGAAGGAUUACAACGACGUUAUCGACAAUUUCCCUGAAACUAAGAGAUUGAUCGCGAAUAUCGGCAAAAAGAGGCUGGAACGUUCACAUUACACGGCCCGUCGAGAAGCUUGUGGUUAAUGAAAUAUAAGGACGCGUCCCUUGCUCAAACUACAGAAAAUUGCGCAAAUCUGCUCAUGGAAAUAUAAUAAUAAUCCCAGUAUUAAGAAAAAAAAAUGUAGACCAUAGAUAUACAUAUAUGUAGACUUUAUGGUUUAUGGUCAUAUAUUACAUUUAGCGGUAAUAUGCUAAUUUCGUGAUCAUGUAACCGGUUAUAUAAGUAAUUAGGUAUAUGUACCUAAAUAAACAUAAUAAUAUUAUUGAUAUAUACCUGUUUAACCUGUAUGUCUAAUAUAAUAUGUUUUGAUUUUAUAUUAAGGAUAUUCUGAUAAUAUACCUACUUAUAUACUUACAUAUUUAUGAACAUGGAUUGAGAUUUAAACCUCAAUUUUCUUCAAAGUAAAGUAGUCUUCACUUCUAUUUAAAGUACACUUCAACUUCAAGUAGUCAAUGCUGUAGCAAUAGUAAGCAAGUUUUACAAAAAGUUGAACCUCCCACUCCCUUAUACAGUCAGUAAUUAAUAGUAGGAUUUAGAAUGACGACUGUAUAUUAGAUUCUCUUCAUAAUUAAAAAAAUCUGAUAUAUAUUUGGAUUGGCCUAUUCAUAUCCAUAUAUUCAAUGUUCAAAAAAAAAAAUCAAAUACUCGCGUACUUACCUAUAGCUUGGCAAGUACUUUGAUGUCACUCACAUGAUAUGCGAGCGACGGGGGAAAGGACAGCGCGGGUGUGAAGUCGUGCGCGUGGGACAUCGGGAGUGUUACGAACGAAUUUGCCAAGCUAUAAGAACUAUUUCGUGAAAAUCAGUUUCUUUUAAAAAAUUCGUACACAAAUCAAUAAAUCCCAAGUUUUGUAAGUUUAGGUAAUCUUAUAAAAAUCCUGUAUUGCAUGGGAUUAAGUUUUCGUAUUCUUAUAUAUUUUGUGGAACAGUGUUUCCCAAACUUUAGUUUAGAGUGCCAAAGAGUGAGAAUGAUAAGUGACAUGAAUUCGUUUCUGAUGGUAUUUUUUGUUAAUUUCAUUGCUAACAUUAUGUACGCAUUAUGUCAUUGUGUGCACAAUGUUUUUAACUAGAGUAGGCACUAAACGUACUCCGAUUAUAAAUGUUCGUAAGGAUUCCUCAGGGUAGGCAAUGCAUCUACGCAGGUAUGAGGCACGCCAAACAGUCGGUACGUAUACCUACAUGAUAUUCUAUACAAAUGUGUUGUGAAUACCUUCUAUAAUAUAUAUGAAUAAUUAAACAUUAGAAGAAUUAUUUUACUCGUAUUAUUUAUCUAAGUUUAUUUUUUUUUAAUUUUAAGUAAAUUAUUGUAUAUUUUUUCCUCUAAGGAUUAUGGAAUGGACCGAAUGUUAUAUAUAACUUGGUUUAUUUACAAAAAGUUGUAUUGCAGGUUUUAUUCACAUUUUAAUAUACAUAUUGUAAUAUGUGUAUAUAUACAGGGUAUAUGUAUGUAUAUGAUAAUAAUAAAAUUUUAUAUAUUUAUGAUAAUUAUUUAUUUUUAUAUUGAAUAUUUUAUACGUAACAUUGUAAUGUUAACAUUAGAAAAUUAAAAAUAACAUUAAAGGGGAAACGUCCAAAAGGCCCUUAAUGGGUCCAAAGUUGGACGCUGGAUGCGAUAACGGACUAUACUGGACACAGAAUGUACUCUUUGGUUUGUCCGAGAAUCUUUCUAACAUACCCGUUUACUUUAAAUUAUAUCUAAAGUAAUUAUUAUUAUGAUCUACUUACCCAGUACCCACCUUUUGCAUUUAACCAUUGCGAAAGAGCAUCUUAAGCUAUUAGCUCAAUAUACCUACCUAUAAAGUAAUGUACAGUAAAAGCUCAUUAUUCGCGGGGGAUACGUUCUCUUAAUGUGUCGCGAAUACAGAAACCGUGAAUAUGGAAUGGUAUUUUAUAUAGGAUUCUAUGGGAUACGUUCUUAGCUGACAAAAUAAAAAACAAAUAUAUAAAGACAUUUUCGCAAUUUCGGCAAUAGGUAUUUGCAAGUUAAAAUUUUAUUUUUCAGAUUUUACGUCAGUUUCGACAGUCAGAUCCGCGAAUAACGAAAUAUUUAGCCGCGAAUAUAGGAAUUGGGUCACAAUUUUUUAAUCCGCGAAUAGUGAAAACGUGAAUAAAGGAAGCGUGAAUAAGAAGCUUCUACUGUAUUUGAUUUUUAUCCAUUUUACAUAUUGUAGUGAAUAAAAAAUUAAUCAAACAA
Bicyclus anynana (squinting bush brown) is the source of this 3389-nucleotide messenger RNA. RefSeq names its product cyclic nucleotide-gated channel rod photoreceptor subunit alpha. The transcript has 8 exons. The coding region runs from base 347 to 1219 and encodes 290 amino acids. Lineage: Eukaryota; Metazoa; Arthropoda; Insecta; Lepidoptera; Nymphalidae. Gene Ontology annotation, molecular function: protein-containing complex binding. The record is from RefSeq and is a predicted model, not a curated record.